Molecule: messenger RNA, 1548 nt
Organism: Triticum turgidum subsp. durum (durum wheat)
Lineage: Eukaryota; Viridiplantae; Streptophyta; Magnoliopsida; Poales; Poaceae
Source: the annotation of a GenBank genome assembly
AUGGCGGCUCCCGUUCUCCCCGUUGCGCCGCUGGCUCCCGCGCACCUGUCGCCCUUCAUCUCCGCCCGCCGGAGGUCCUCGUUGGCCUCCUCCGACCCGCCGCGUCGCCGCGGGACGGGCCCGUCGGUGCGCGCGUCGUCGUCGGCACCGGCGGCGGUGACGAGCGGGUGGGCGCCGGACAGCUGGAGGGCGCGGCCGGUGCGGCAGAUCCCGGAGUACCCGGACGCGGCGGCGCUCGGGGAGGCGGAGCGCACGCUGGCGUCCUUCCCGCCGCUGGUGUUCGCGGGGGAGGCGUGGACGCUGGAGGAGCGCCUCGGGGAGGCGGCCAUGGGCCGGGCGUUCCUCCUGCAGGGCGGCGACUGCGCCGAGAGCUUCAAGGAGUUCGGCGCCAACAACAUCCGCGACACCUUCCGCCUCAUGCUCCAGAUGGCCGUCGUCCUCACCUUCGGGGGCCAGAUGCCCAUCAUCAAGGUUGGAAGGAUGGCAGGCCAAUUUGCAAAGCCAAGAUCGAACCCAAUCGAGACUAGAGAUGGAGUGACGCUGCCGUCCUAUCAAGGUGACAUCAUCAACCACGAUGAUUUCGAUGAGAAAUCGCGUGCACCAAACCCUCAAAGGUUGAUUAGAGCCUACAGUCAGUCUGCGAGCACCCUGAAUCUUUUGAGAGCAUUUGCCCAUGGAGGAUAUGCUGAUCUUCAGUACUUUCUGAGGCACAGCACCACACGGCUCAUGCCCCAUUCAAUGUCAUUGCCAUAUUUGUAUGUGGAGCUUGCCCAGAGGGUUCAUGACGCCAUCGGGUUCCUGCUUGCUGCUGGUCUGCCUCCUCAGCAUCCCAUGAUGACCACAGCUGAAUUCUGGACAUCCCAUGAGUGCCUUCACUUGCCAUAUGAUCAGGCACUGACCAGGGAGGACUCCACUUCUGGCCUCUAUUACGACUGCUCCGCACACAUGCUCUGGGUUGGGGAGAGAACUAGGCAGCUGGAUGGUGCUCAUGUUGAAUUCCUCCGCGGUAUUUCCAAUCCUGUCGGCAUAAAGGUGAGUGAUAAGCUUGAUUCAUCGGAGCUUGUGAAACUCUGUGAGAUUUUGAAUCCUCACAACAAGCCCGGGAGGCUGACACUUAUCACAAGGAUGGGGGCCGAGAACAUGCGUGCCAAGCUCCCCCAUAUGAUCAGAGCCGUGCGUCAAGCAGGGCUUAUUGUCACCUGGGUCUGCGAUCCCAUGCACGGGAACACCAUCAGCGCACCUUGCGGGCUCAAGACAAGAUCAUUUGAUGCAAUUCGGGCUGAGCUUCGGGCUUUCUUUGAUGUACAUGAGCAAGAGGGGAGCUACCCCGGAGGGGUUCACCUAGAGAUGACAGGGCAGAACGUUACAGAGUGCAUUGGUGGAUCCAACACAGUGACCUUCGACGAUCUCAGUUCCCGCUACCGCACGCACUGCGACCCCAGGCUGAACGCGUCGCAGUCGCUCGAGCUGGCAUUUGCCAUUGCUGAGAGGCUAAGGAAGAAGAGAGACAGGACAUGGACUAGCCUGAUAUCUAAAGUAGAAGCUUAA